Molecule: messenger RNA, 1181 nt
Organism: Ananas comosus (pineapple)
Lineage: Eukaryota; Viridiplantae; Streptophyta; Magnoliopsida; Poales; Bromeliaceae
Product: putative expansin-A30
Exons: 3
Coding region: 44-838 (264 amino acids)
Biological process (GO): plant-type cell wall organization
Cellular component (GO): extracellular region
Source: RefSeq, a predicted model, not a curated record
CUCAAAAAGUGCUUUUGAGCCUCUCAAGCAAAUUAGGGCAUCCAUGGCUUCUUCCUUUCGUCGACCUCGAUCGAUCGGUCGCCUUCUGGUAGCGCUGGCAGUGCUGAUGGCAAUCACAGUGACUCGAGUCGAUGCAAAUUUCCAGACGUCUGACUGGUCUCUCGCCCAUGCCACAUUCUACGGGGACGAGACCGCGUCCGAAACCAUGGGGGGAGCCUGUGGAUAUGGCAACCUCUACAGCACCGGCUACGGGACGGCGACCGCGGCGUUGAGCUCCGUGUUGUUCAACGAGGGGUACGGGUGCGGCGGUUGCUAUGAGAUACGGUGCACGGGGGCGACGGCUUGCUACGCGGGGAGCCCGUCGAUUGUCGUGACCGGCACGAACCUCUGCCCGCCCAACUGGGCCGAGGCAUCCGACAACGGCGGGUGGUGCAACCCCCCGAGGGUGCACUUCGACAUGUCGAAGCCCGCGUUCAUGCAGAUCGCCGACUGGAACGCCGGUAUCGUCCCGGUCAUGUACCGGAGGGUUUCAUGCCCUAAGACGGGCGGAGUCCGAUUCCAGUUCCAGGGGAACGCCUACUGGCUGCUGGUCUACGUGCUCAACGUCGGCGGAUCGGGGGACGUCUGCAGCAUCGACGUGAAAGGCGACAGCACCGACUGGAUCAGCAUGACCCACAACUGGGGCGCGUCGUUCCAGGCCUUCGCCAACCUCGGCGGCCAAGCCCUCUCCUUCCAGCUCACCACCUGCACCUCCCAAGAAACCCUAAUCCUCUACAACGUCGCCGACGCUGGCUGGAGCGUCGGCCUCACCUACGAGGGCGACUCCAACUUCUUCUAAACAAAUUUAGUUAAAAUUUUUUUAAAAAAAUCAAACAAAAAAAACCGAUCGAUCGAUCGAUCGACCGAUUUCGAUCGAUCGAUGUUGUCUUAUGUUUUCUAUAGUUGGAUCAUGUUAAUUCUCUUGAUCUCUCUUUAAUUCUCUCUUUUUUUGCUUCUACAUUUUGCAUAAAGUGAUGAGCUAGCCCUUAUAUAUAAUUAAUCACUUCACUUUGGGACUAAGGAUUCACAAUUAUAUACAAUGUUAACUACAGUUGUAUGAAUGUGGUGCAUCUAUCAUGUCCUGAUCCUUUUGUUUUCCUCUGAUAAUUGGCUCAUAUUUCACAGCAUAUCUAAGGUGUUAA